GUAGAAGCCAGAGGAUGGGAUAAACACCUCCCAGGGGUGCCUGGUCCCCAAAGUGGAGAGAUGGGGCAAAGGAACGAUGGAGAACUGCCAACCUGGGAAAGGGACCUCAUGAGUAAAGGACGAGCAAGGAGGAGCGGGUAUCAUCGGGCACUCGGCCUGGGAGGUGUGCUGCCUGAGAUUUUGCCUCUGUGAGGGGAAUGCAGCCUCAAGGCGCCAUCUUUUUGGCCCUUCCCCACCUGGGGCCCAUCCUGCUCUGGCUGCUCACCCGUCAUCGGAUGUCUGGUUGGUACGACAACCCAAAGAAACCGCCCUGGUGCCCACCUCACAAAGUCUUGUUGGCAGGGUGGAUCACCAUCUACUUUGUCAUGGGCUAUGCCUCCUACCUGGUGUGGAAGGACCUGGGAGGGGGCUUUGGGCGGCCCCUGGCCCUGCCUCUCGGCCUCUAUGCUGUGCAGCUCGCCGUCAGCUGGGCUGUCCUGAUUUUCUUUUUCGCAGCCCACACCCAUGGUCUGGCCCUGCUGCACCUGCUACUGCUUUACGGACUGGUGGUGAGCACAGCGCUGAUCUGGCAUCCCAUCAACAAGUUGGCCGCCGUGCUCCUGCUGCCUUACCUGGCCUGGCUCACCGUGACCGCUUCCAUCGCCUACCGCCUGUGGAGGGACAGCCUCUGUCCUAACCAUCAGCCUCAGCCCAUGGGGGAGAAGAGUGACUGAGGCACCAGGGACAGGAGAGGAGGGAGGAUGGCCAGGGGAGGGGUAGAAGAGAACGCAGGCAGG
Messenger RNA from Zalophus californianus (California sea lion), 776 nucleotides. It is a transcript of the gene TSPO2, whose product is annotated as translocator protein 2. Gene Ontology annotation, cellular component: endoplasmic reticulum; membrane. The record is from RefSeq and is a predicted model, not a curated record. Gene Ontology annotation, molecular function: cholesterol binding. The transcript is spliced from 5 exons. The coding region runs from base 198 to 713 and encodes 171 amino acids. NCBI's taxonomy places the organism in Eukaryota, Metazoa, Chordata, Mammalia, Carnivora, Otariidae.